UAAACUACAUUCAUAUUCUUAUAUUAAAGACAGAACCAGGCCCCAGAGACAUUUGUCUUUGAACUUUUCAGCAAGUGAACAGUGGUGCAGAUAAAUAAAAUUUCUACCCAGCUGUAGUUCUUGGCACACAGAUACGUUAUUGACCAUGAGUGGAUUAGACUAAGCUUUAAUCUUUCUGGUGAAGGAAAUGUGUAAACUCACCUGAAGGUGAAUUGACAUGAAAACUACAAGUUCUCUACACUGUAUUUAAGUCUUAUCUGAAUCUGUGUUAUAAUGGAUGACUCGAAUACUACCUUAUCAUAGCAGGUCACACAAGCCGAGGCGCGCAUGAAAAAUUAUACUCAGUCAAACACGAUGAGGGUGAUGAGGGACGCAGAAAUCCAGAUUGUGAUUCUACUGACGCAGAAAUCCGUUUUAUUUUUCUCAGCAUGCUUUUGUUCACGUGUCAGUAAUCUAAUCUACUUUAUAAAUGACUAGAGAGCAAGGUAAAGCUCACAGCAGGCUCCUGCAGAGAGUGUAGUGUGAGCUCUGUUGGAUAGUAUCCUGUGUAGUGCAUCUCAACAGAACUUCAUUAUGGUGUUAUGUAUGUGUAGCUUAAAAGAAACCAAGAGAGAAGAUUAAGUAUGGGGAUUGGUUUCAUAUUUUUCAUUUUUGGACUCGCAGUUAGCGCUAAGGAGGAGGACCUGCAAGGCUUUCAGUCCCUACAAACCGAGAGCGCAAACUUCAUAACAACUAUGUCAUCAGAUGAGCAAAACAGCUCCAGUGACAAUGGUGGAAAAGUUUCCACUGAAAGCCCUGCUCGCUUGACUAUGGUUGUUAUCGGUUCUCCAGGGACAGAUUUGUUCCAUACGCCACAUGAGAAGCAGCACUCAAGUACAGUAAAUGCAACCACAACCACUGAUAAAGAUGCAAUUACCUUAAAUGGGCUGAGCUUUGUCUUAGCUUAUGGUACAGGUUCACGUUCCACGGAUGAGGACAGCACAGCAGCGAGGCCGUUACAGUCUGAUGGAGACCUCUCAUUGAUCUCCAAUGAUGAGGAGAGGCUACAUCCCUCAGCUGAGGCUGAAUUUAAGUCAAUGAUGAAUGACACUAUGGCGCCUGCUGCUCAUCUGUCCAGAGGCAGGGGAAAGAUGUCUGCUUUUUUUCACGCUUCGCUGGAAAGCGAGAAUCAAAGAGUCUUGGAGUCUAUUACUCCUUCGCCUGCAAAUGGCAUUCACAUGGUAUCGGCCACUGAUCCAGCAGUAAUUGAUAACCUUGGGGAGUCAAACAAGAGCGUGGAAAGAUGGGGCGAAAACAAGACUGAAAAUUGGACUCUGGAGUCUUUUAAAACUGAUGAUCCUCUGAAUCCUACUGAAGAGGUUUCUUUGAAUAAGAACCAUUCAACCAUUAUGCAUUUUACAGUUUUGCAGGGUUCAGGGCUUUUAACCACUGAGCUUGGUCAAAAUCCAAGAAAUGGAUCUGAGCAUGAGCCAAAAGAACAGAGGAAUCUGCUUUCACCAAGUUCACUCAUCCUUGAUACUCCAUUACAAGUGAAAUCAGCCAGCCAAGUAAUAGUUAAUAAAAUGGCAGAAAGCAACAAAAAUCCCAGCACCAAUGGACCCAAACCCUUCAGGGUGUCACUAAAGCAACCAGACUCAAUGUUUCUAUUCUCCGCUUCAAAGCUGACCCCUGCAAAGAAUCCAGACACAACCACGCUGAAUUCUUUUUCAAACAUGGUAACAGCUGCUGGCAAAAUGCACGUGACAAAACAAUUUGGGGCCUCACAGUUGAUAUCUGAUUCCAUGCAUAGAAUUGUCUCAGCGAGGGACGGACUAGAAAGCAAAUCAGUUUUUCACACCAAAUCAAGUAAAGAGCGUCAAAUUAAACCAACGUUCCAAACUUUACCAACAAGUUUCCUUCAUCGUCUGAAUAAAAGUGACCUUUCUUUGGCCGCUCAAAACUUUUCAUCUUUACUCAAAAUGUCACAUCUUUGUACCAAAGGAGCCAGAACAUCUAAUAUCUCUGUGAUGGAGAAACGUAACAGAAUGGAUGAUUUUCCAGUUUGGCUGAGUGAAUUGAUGGCCUUUAGUACUGCCUCAUUAACCAACGCUGAGGAAGCAACUACUGCGAGUGAUAAGCGAAUGUUCAUGAAACAGACUCAAAGUUCACUUGCUGCUCCUGGAACCCUUUCAAUUCAAGAAGAUGCUUCAAAACAGCUCGAUCAGUUUGAUGAAUUAUCUACAGAGGCGCCUCUUCCACCUCUGACAAAGCUUAAGAAUGUGUUUCAUAUAUUCAAAGUGAGCAAUCAUCAGCCUCGACAUUCUCUAAAUGAUUUUCCCUCAGAGAGAUUAAAGCCUUUUGUAUCGCUUCAAACUCAACCGAUUCCACCUUUGUUUACAUAUGCAACUGUGAGGAGAUUCACAAAUAUGGAAGACUUUACCAAACUUGACUCUGUGAACCAAAACCAAAAAGCCCCAUCUGACAUAUCGGAGAGGCCAAACAUGAUCUCAAACAUAUUAACAAGACACGAAAUAAUAAACACAACCACAAUCAACAAAAACAUAUCACAUUUUAGCAUUCCCCCAACACAUCAGACUCCUAACAACUACAUAUCCACAACAAAGUCCUUUAUUACAACAACUAUGUUUUUAAAACCCCGGGAGUCUUUUGCCAAAAUCUCUCAUGCAGUCCCACAAAAGAAGUCCUUUCUGCUAACAACAACCUUCAGUAAAUCACAAAAUACAGUGACAACAGUUUUAUCCAUCUCUAAGAAACGAUAUAGUGAGUAUGACUUUAUAAAUCACUCGAUGACAACUGGAAACAUUGGAUUGCCAUUAGAUGACAAACAACAUAAAAACCCAAGAGGGACUGUGACGCUUUCUUUGGGCAGCUACACAGUUAGCAGUAUCCCAUCAGUCCAGCAGCUCAUUGAAGCUCACCCUGGAGAGAAAUUCCUCACAGAAACACCGCAAUCACAAUCUGGACUUCAGAUUGAGUCAAACUUAAAGAAGAGAGAUGACACAGUUAAACCAACAACUCUGAAACACCAUGAUCAGAGCAGUCAUUCCGUUGCUGGCAUGAAUCAACCCUUGUUCACGUCAAUUUCGUACAGGAUUGUUUCAAAUCCAAUUCACACUACUGUUUCCCCUGUUGCUCUGUCAAAUACAGAGUUUAAACAACAUUUGACCUUCUCUGCUCUUCCGUCAGUAUCUAUUGAGCAGACAGUGGCGCAGAUAAAUGGACUUGACAAUAACAAAGAUUCGCUUCAUAUGUUUGUCAAUUUAUCAGAAGUUAAAGAGCAUCCUAAGAACAUGACAACCAGCCCAAUUUCUGCCAUCAGUAGGCACACAAUAGAAGGGGCCUUGAACACGUCACCCCUUGAAUCAUUCACUGGAACAACUUCACCAACUUUCCCUUUGGAUCUUAUACAUAUGCAGAAUGUGUUGCAUAAAGAGCAUGUGACUUUAGCUGAAAACCAGACUGAAUUUUUCUCAACAGUGAAUGAGCAUUCACAAACGACGCAAUCAAACUUUCCUUCUGAUGAAAUGUCCAGUUCAGACGCAACAGAAGAUGUACAAAAACACCUUGGGCGGGCUUCGCUGUCUGCUGUUACUGGGGAAAAGUUCUCUCCUAUUGUCCACACGGAUUUGAGUUUCUCAAGUACAGAGACACAAUCACUCCCCAAAGGUUCAUUACAGUCCAGGGAAGGGAGUGAAGAUAUUUCACAUGGCACUGGUCCAUUUGCUGGAAGUGACUCAGGGGUAUCUGCUAAGUUCAUGUCAGAACUGCCAGUGAUAAACAGGAAGAGGAGGAUUAUAUCACCCGAUUCUCUCAGUGGUCUGGCGCAAAUCUCAGAUGAUAUCUGCGGCACUGGCAACUACACAGCAGAGAUGAGUCUGAACUUGGAGAGAGAUAUCAUGCCCGGAGAUCUCAUCCCUGCCCUCGGAAACCUACGCGUCGUCAUCAGCCUCAAAACAAAUAACAGCCAGGUGAACCUAGAGAUAAAAUCCUGCUGCCUCUCGCCCACCGUCAGACUUGAUGAAUUUAACACCACCUGCUGCAUUUUUUCCAGGCUGCCUAUAGACCCUCAUGGCAUUAGACUGCUUCCUAGCGUCCUGUCAAAGAGCGCCAGCUUCACCAUCAGUCUCUUCCAGAUGAUCAAUUACUCCACCGCUUACCUGCACUGUGACCUGAGCGUGUGUUUGAGGAACCGUUCUGAGUGCGAGAAGCAGUGCGUUCAGAGUCGAAAUGCGCAUCUCAGAGAGGAAGCAGGGGCCAUCUUCAGCAGCACGGGAAACCGCAUUUCUUUCGGCCCUGUUUUGAAAGAAGCAGACAAUUCAUCAUUCUCUGAAACAGCAGAUGACACUGAAGCCCUGGUGGUGAUUAUCAGCUCAGUGGCCAGCUGUUUGCUGGCAUGUUUGGCUCUCUUUCUUGUCUGGAUGGCAAACAGACGUUGUCUGCAAAGGUCUGCCCACUGCUGGUCCAGGGCCCUUUGUGAAUGCUAACAGAACAGCGCUCACUGCAAACCAGCCAACUGGACUGAAAUCUGCAUUGAGCAUUGAAUCAUUAUCUGACAGUUUUUGAAUUGCUCAUCAUUAUGUUUAGUUAGGUGCA
This is a messenger RNA of Cyprinus carpio (common carp), 4593 nucleotides long. RefSeq lists its product as uncharacterized. The record is from RefSeq and is a predicted model, not a curated record. Lineage: Eukaryota; Metazoa; Chordata; Actinopteri; Cypriniformes; Cyprinidae.